Messenger RNA from Schistosoma intercalatum, 201 nucleotides. Lineage: Eukaryota; Metazoa; Platyhelminthes; Trematoda; Strigeidida; Schistosomatidae. The record is from the annotation of a GenBank genome assembly.
AUGACUCACACACUGAUGAAUGAAACGUAUAAUUUAAACAAACAACAAACUUGUACAUCCAUAUCAGAAAAUAAUGAUAAUGAUGAUUUACAAUCUCCAACUGACAAUUCGCAACUAUCUGACGGUGGGUCACUUCGUUAUUUAUGGCCUAAAAAUCGUUUAUCUUAUUUUCCCAGUCCACUAUUGCGUUCAGACAGAUAA